Molecule: messenger RNA, 831 nt
Organism: Penicillium macrosclerotiorum
Lineage: Eukaryota; Fungi; Ascomycota; Eurotiomycetes; Eurotiales; Aspergillaceae
Product: RTA1 domain-containing protein
Exons: 2
Coding region: 1-831 (276 amino acids)
Cellular component (GO): membrane
Source: RefSeq, a predicted model, not a curated record
AUGUCUGAUUACAUUCUCUACAACUACACACCUUCGCUAGCAGCCGCAGUGAUAUGUCUACUUCUUUUUCUGUGCACCACAUUCGGACACAUCUUUCUGGUUUGGAAGCAUAAGACAAAAUUCUUCAUAACCUUCAUUGUUGGUGGAUUCUUUGAAUCGAUUGGAUAUGGGGCACGAGCAAUCAAUGCCCAUGAAGCUCCCAAUUAUGCGACAAUGCCAUACGCCAUGCAGAGUCUCUUUAUUUUACUCGCUCCUUCUUUAUUUGCGGCGUCAAUAUAUAUGAUUCUUGGCCGGAUCAUCCGUCUCGUCGAUGGGGAUUCGAGAUCUCUCAUCCGCGCAACGAGAUUGACCAAGAUCUUUGUACUGGGUGAUGUGCUGUCAUUUGUCAUCCAGAGCGGAGGCGGCGCAAUUAUGUCCAGUGCCAAAUCAGCGAGCAAGUUGAAACUUGGUGAAGAUGUAAUCAUCGUCGGCUUGGUCGUCCAAAUUAUAUUCUUCGGUUUCUUCGUCCUCGUCUCAGUGAUCUUUCAUCAUCGAAUGGCGAAAAACCCUACAAAUGCAGCAUUGGGCACACCCGUGGACUGGAGCCGCUACAUGAUUGUGCUGUAUUUUGCAAGCGCGUUGAUCAUGACCCGUUGCCUGUACCGAGUGAUUGAGUAUAUUCAAGGAUCGACUGGCCUUUUGCAGAGUCACGAGUACUUCAUGUACGUGUUUGACACUAUUCUCAUGCUUAUGGUUACCAUAAUCUUCUUAGCCUUUCACCCGAGUGAAGUCAUCUACGAAGGGCACCGUAAACUUGACGACUUGGAGCUCAUACGCGGACAGAGGGAUUAG